This is a messenger RNA of Mycena citricolor, 511 nucleotides long. The record is from the annotation of a GenBank genome assembly. NCBI's taxonomy places the organism in Eukaryota, Fungi, Basidiomycota, Agaricomycetes, Agaricales, Mycenaceae.
GCACUGCUACAGACCCCGCCUUUUUUCCCUCCUUUGAAUAAUCGUUCCUCAUCUGAUCGGUGUGUCUUGCUUCGACUGUGGCACUCGCACGCCGGUUACGCCUCGGUCCGACUCUGCAAAGCGAACGGGUGGAAACUUGCUCCCAGUACCUGCCCCAACUGCAGAUCUCGGACGACUCCUUACUCUCAAGACGCGAUUGAAACCGUUCUGGACGUUACGAAGCUUUUUCCGUUUUGGCCGACUGGACACGCCUUCUUCGACCACGGAUUCAAAUCGACUUGGGUUCUGGGGGAUGCGCACACGCGCUCACACAAUCUGCGUUGGCCCUUUGUUCCGGGAAUGGCGCGCCCCGGUUCACUGGACUCUCGCGGGGCGGGUGUUCGCCGUUGCGCAAAACAAACGGGUCUAGCGAGCCCUGACUGGCUGGGGAGAUGAGCACCCCGGCGGUCCGUGUCUACAUGCAUCUGCAUGCGCUCAAUGUGGGUUCAGGGGCAGUCGCUGGCGCGGGCUU